Molecule: messenger RNA, 533 nt
Organism: Mollisia scopiformis
Lineage: Eukaryota; Fungi; Ascomycota; Leotiomycetes; Helotiales; Mollisiaceae
Exons: 3
Coding region: 1-312 (103 amino acids)
Biological process (GO): mitochondrial respiratory chain complex I assembly
Source: RefSeq, a predicted model, not a curated record
AUGUCUUCCGGCUACGGACUCAACGGGGGUCCGUCACGUUGCUUUCCCUUCUGGCAGGAGGUUCUUGCAUGCUAUGUCGUGAACACCAACUCGGACGAUGAUUCGGGAAAGAAGAAGUGUGUUCCGGUACUGGAGGACUACUAUGAGUGUUUACAUCACAAGAAGGAGGCCACACGAGUACGGGCAUUACAAACGGCAUAUAGAAAAGCCGAAGCUGCCCACCCUCGAGACGAUGCACCGAAAGUCGGCGCGAUAAGAAAUUUGGGUCUGCUAGACAAGGAAGAGGAUACCAAAGCUGUGCUGGGCAAUUGAGCUGGUGCAGAAAGUCCCAGAGGGCGUUGUACAUAGGGAAAUGGAAGCAUUGCAAGAAUCAUCAUGACAAGCAUUGUUUCAGUGGGGUUUUUUGAGUAGACAUACUCUCAGCGGAAUAUGAGCUACCAUACAGUAAAGCCGCUCGGAAGAAAAGUGCUAGUUGUAUGCGUUUGGUCUGCGCAUUCUCUCUGAUGAAUUGCCGCGGAAAACCUAGCCUGGCC